AGGGCGUGGCCGUGGCCGACAAAUACAGUAGAUCUAGAGUCUAGUGGCAUUACGGUGCGUAACGAUCCCGAUGUCGCAGUUAUUGCGUCGUAUUUUCAGCUAAUUUCUAACUAUUGACGUAGAAUCUUGAUUGUCAUCAUCCAAGCUGGCAAGGCUGCAGACAGAAAUGACACUUGUGUGAAUAGGAAACCACCAUUCGCUCCGAUCCGCACAGUACAAUUUCGUUCUUCCCACUGCACCGGCCACCAUGCCACCCCUCAGACGCUAGCCUAGUACUAGUAGCGCUAAACAAGCUUGUGUAUGCGGAUAUCGGAUGAACGAGUGGUUUCCAAAACCCCGAUAUAGCCACAGAAAAUAACCAUUUGGAUGUCUUGCUGGGGUUAUCAUUCAUGUGCCUUUCCAGCGGACUGAGUUUCUGUCAAAUGAGAAGGACAUCUUGCACCAUGGAUGGAUUCUGCCUUCUCUAUCUGCUCAUGAUUCUCCUGGUGAGAUCUGGUGAUGUUGAAACCAACCCUGGACCAGACAGGAUUGUCAGUGAGAGAGAAUUCUUUAAGCUGUCCAAGCAAAUUGAUCCUAGCUACUACAAAGAGGUGGGCAUUAACUUUGACAUCCCAAAUGCAGAGCUCGGUCAUAUCGAGAAAGAGAGCCAUAAUACCAGUGAUGCAUUGAUGACAGUCUUCACAAGAUGGAGAGACAAACAGCCUCCAGGCACAGACAUCAGGGCUCUUCUUGCAGAGGGAUUGAAAAAUAGUGACUUAGGGUCUCUCUCUGAUGAACUACUCGCUGGCAGUCUAGUCCCAAACAGGACAGGUGCACCUGUUACAAGGCCAGGAUCACAGACCCAAUCACUUUCUCCUGACCUGAUCAAGAGAUGUGCAGAUGAUUUCAAAUUCAAGUACCGGACAGCUUUCUGUAAGAUCAGAGAUGAUCCUCUCGACCCUGAUUCCAUUGUACCAUUCACAGACAUGUACACAAACCUUGUCCUGGAAGAGGAAUAUCGGAAAAAACGCAAGCGACCACUUGAGUACAGUGAUCUCUUUAAACUCGAAGUCAAUGGAGAGUUCCCCAAGCGGAUCAUGGUUCAGGGAGAGGCUGGGGCUGGAAAGACAACAUUCUGUGCUAAGAUUGCCUGGGACUGGAUAAAUGACAGUCCUGCUGUCCCAAAGUUUGUGUGGGUACUUGUUGUCCCUUUUCGUGAAGCCAAACAAUACACGAUCGGUGAGAUUGCCAAGUCGUAUCUCUCCAAGGACAACCCAGCAACAGCCUGCCAGAUCACUGAGUACAUCCGAUCAAAUCCAACUCAUGUUUUCAUUGCGUUUGAUGGAUUAGAUGAGUUUAAGGGCAAGGUUGUACAGGAAGGGGAAGCUGGUUCAAAGUCUGAAUGUCACCAGCCAAAGUCUGCUGAUCAAACCAAGGCAAGAUCAGAAUCAAAGAUGAACAAGAAUAAGCAGCAAAAGUCAAUGCAGCCAAAGUCAUCAAGUGCCACUUUGCAGCCAAGAGUCAACAGUGCAGAGGCAAGUGGAAGUUCUUCAGAGAGAGGUGACAUUGCACUUACAGACAUUCUUCAUUCAGAUGAACUUGCCACUUGCCCGGUGUUGGUGACAAGUCGCCCAUGGAAGGUCACAGAGAUAAGAGAUAAUGAUAGUCUGAGGAAGCUGUACACUUUCAUUCAUGUGGAAGGUUUUAGCAAGGAGAAUGUGGAGGUUUACAUUCACAAGUACUUUCCUGAAGAUACGGUCAAAGCAGAUCAGCUUAUCCAAUUAACCAAGGACAAUGUCAUCAUAUCUAAGAAUAUGGCCCCGUUUCCUAUCUACAUAGCUAUGCUCUGUCUUAUGUGGAAAGAACUUGGUGACGAAAAACAAGAAAAGUUGAAGUCAUUACAAACUUUUUCUCAAAUAUUUGAUGAAAUGUUUGAAUUCUUGAAGGUGCAUUAUGCUCAGAAAAAUAUCACAGAUUUAGACAGCCCAUCUUUCCAAGCCUAUCGCUCUCGAAUUGAGAAGCUCAUGGAACCAGUUGCCCAAGUUGCUUUCACCGGGCUACAAGAAAACAUCCUUAGUUUCAAAGAAGGCGAUUUUGAACAGUGCUCAGACUCCAUUGAAACAGCUUGCAGAGUAGGGGUGUUGUCUCAGGAGAAAAAACUGUCAUCUAUAUAUGAUAAGAGCAAUCCGUACCUGCAGUCUACAAUCUUCUUUCCACACAAACUCUUUCAGGAGUACAUGGCUGGGGCCCACCUUGCUUCCCUGUAUGAAUUAGAUCCCAAUGAAUUCAACAGGCUGAUUGAGCAAGUAGUGCUGCCUAGGAAAGAAGAGUUUAGGUAUCUCCUGUACUUCACUGUAUCACGGGACAAAACUGUUGCACACCAUGUCAUGAAAUGCAUGUUACAGGGUGGCAUCCAAAACACAGUGGAGAUGGAUUUCUUUGUUGAUAUAUCCUUUGAGAGUCAGGACCUAGACACUGCAGCCUUGUUGAGGGGUAGAAUAUCAUCUCUGACAAUACAGCCAAUAAUGACAGCACACACAAUAGCAGGUUGUAUAUUCACUGGACUAGGUGUACAUAGAGAUGUGAUCGAUCUUGGAGUAAAUGGAGUAUUCGGACCAAUUAUAUCACAUGAUAUGGGGGAGAUUAUAUGCUCUGUGCCCUCUAUUAAGGAUGUUACACUACUUCGAGCUGCCUUGCACAGUGACUUCUAUGCAGUUCUUGCUAAAGAAGGAAACAAGUCCAAGGUCCACACUGUCGGGCUUCAUGAUGUUAGGUGUCCAACAUCAGCCUCUUCACAUUACCUAGCGGAUGCUUUGUGUUCCAUGCCAAACCUGAUUGACCUGAAACUAUGGGGAAAGGAGUUCAAGGAGGAGUUCUAUUCUACACUGAAUGCAAAGGCAUCAACCUUACAGGUCCACACUGUCAGGCUUGUAGAUGUUAGGUGUCCAACAUUAGCCUCUUCACAUUACCUAGCGGAUGCUUUGUGUUCCAUGCCAAACCUGACUCACCUGACACUACGUGGGACGGAGUUCACGAAGGGGUUCUAUUCUACACUGAAUGCAAAGUCGCCAACCUUACAGGAUUCUUUUCCUCAAAUCAGUAAUGGAUAUUUCAGGUUCAAUAGAGUUCCCCAAGCGGAUUUUGAUUCAUUCCUGCAGUCACUCAAUGACUUCAGACGGUGGAAUUACGUCUCAGACGAGGAGGAUAACUUCUCAGACGAGGAGGAUGGCGUCUCGGACGAGGAGGAUGGCGUCUCGGACGAGGAGGAUGGCGCCUCGGACGAGGAGGAUGGCGCCUCGGACGAGGAGGAUGGCGCCUCGGACGAGGAGGAUGGCGCCUCGGACGAGGAGGAUGGCGCCUCGGACGAGGAGGGUGGCGUCUCGGACCAGGAGGGUGGCGUCUCGGACCAGGAGGAUGGCGUCUCGGACGAGGAGGAAAACGUCUCGGACGAGGACGAUAACACCACAGAUGAGGAGGAUAACGUCUCAGACGAGAAGAGACUAGGUACAGGGGAUAUCAACCUCGUUGACAGGAAACAAUCCUCCUUUGAAGUGAAGCCACUCGAGUCGGAGGAAAUCCAAAAGUUUCUCAUAUUCACCUUGGAUCAAAAACCUAUUUUGAAUGAAUUUACCUUGCCAUACAAUGACAUGGAAACAACAAGAACAACAGCAGAAGCACAAGCAGCAUGGGUGUCAACGCUAUCACAGAAUGAUCUGGAAUCAGAUGUACACUAUCCAAGAAGGACGUUACCACCAUCAGACUACCCUCAACAGCAUGUUGACAAUACAUCAGAUACUGUAUGUGAAGGUAGCAGCAGUCAGAGCAAGCCUUGUAAGAGGAAAGCUCCUUCUACUCAGUCAAGAGUUCCACAGGAUGAUCUUGAAAUUCCAGAGAAGCGAUCAAAGAUUGAUCUGGUAUCAGAUGGAAUACUUGACAAACUAUCGAGACACAUGCCUCCUGGGACUUACACAACGCUAUGCACCCAACUUGGCAUUGAAUAUAACGAAGCCAGAAGCAUCCUACUGGGGUUUAACAAUAACUACCAGAUGGCUACGAGGGAUUGCUUGGCACAGUGGAAGACAAGGACAGGUGGUAAUAUGGCCCAGCUUAAGGCCAUCCUUGUGGAUGCAGAGGUUGGAGAUUUAGUGAAGUAUAUAGAAUAAUCAUGCGAAGCUUCCGACUGGGGCAAUAUGACCGGUAAACGUGACACUCAGCGUGUCCACACACAAAACAAUUUAUCCCGAAACUCUAUAACGAAACGUCGUAUAAAGAAUCGUUGUAUAA
Molecule: messenger RNA, 4263 nt
Organism: Strongylocentrotus purpuratus (purple sea urchin)
Lineage: Eukaryota; Metazoa; Echinodermata; Echinoidea; Camarodonta; Strongylocentrotidae
Exons: 13
Coding region: 390-4142 (1250 amino acids)
Source: RefSeq, a predicted model, not a curated record